Molecule: messenger RNA, 528 nt
Organism: Sander lucioperca (pikeperch)
Lineage: Eukaryota; Metazoa; Chordata; Actinopteri; Perciformes; Percidae
Product: C-type lectin lectoxin-Enh5-like
Exons: 3
Coding region: 1-528 (175 amino acids)
Source: RefSeq, a predicted model, not a curated record
AUGCAGUGGAGUCUGUUGGUGUUGAUUGUGAUGGGUCAGUGUUCCUCCAUUGGGGGUCAGCUGUGUGACUACCACUUCAUUGGAAAGAAUAUGACCUGGAAAGAAGCCCAGGAUUAUUGCAGAAAGAACCACACUGACCUGGCCACAGUGUCUAACCAGACAGACAUGCAGAGACUCCUUGAAUCCACGACUGAACAGUAUCAAGGUGGAGCCUGGAUUGGGCUGCAAAACAACACAACAAACACUGUGUGUCGCUGGCGCUGGUCUCAGCCAGGGGUGGAGUUCAACGUGACUGAGAGUAAAUGGUCUCAAGGACAGCCGGAUAAUUUAGGCAAUCAGGAGAACUGUGUGAUGAUGAAUGGUGGCACAUGGCAUGACGACUCUUGUUCUACAAAAUAUAACUUUAUCUGCUAUGAAGGCCUUCUUCACCAGGAAGACGACGAAGGUGAGGAAGAGGAACCCGGCGACCGCAAUGAGGCCGGUGAGCCCUUGACGCAGCAGAGGCUCGCUAGUCCCAGUCUGAGCUAA